Molecule: messenger RNA, 1209 nt
Organism: Rhea pennata
Lineage: Eukaryota; Metazoa; Chordata; Aves; Rheiformes; Rheidae
Gene: LRTM1
Product: leucine rich repeats and transmembrane domains 1
Exons: 4
Coding region: 1-1209 (402 amino acids)
Biological process (GO): regulation of presynapse assembly; axonogenesis; positive regulation of synapse assembly
Cellular component (GO): postsynaptic density membrane; glutamatergic synapse; GABA-ergic synapse
Molecular function (GO): protein binding
Source: RefSeq, a predicted model, not a curated record
AUGUGCCUGGAAUGGCAUGCUGAGGGACCAGCUUCUGCCCGCUUCCACUCCUAUGACGUACUGCGCCCAGAAUCAAGAAUUACAUGGCUCUUUCAGAAAACCGGACCGAACCUUCUGCAAGGUGGAGAACAAGCAAACAAGCAUGAAAGCAUUAUUGUUUCUUUCACUUGUGAUACAGGCAACUGGCUUUCAGUUUUGAGCAUCAUCUUAUUAACUCAUGCAGCUCUUGGAUGCCCCGAAAAAUGUCUCUGCUAUCCAGCUUCAAAGACUGCAGACUGCAAGAAUAGAGGACUUACUGAAAUUCCUACCCAUUUACCUCCUGAAAUUCAGAUAUUACAAUUGCAGAAUAACCGUAUUUGGAAAAUCAAUCGAAAUGCAUUCACUGGAACACCGAUGCUCAAAAUCUUAGACUUGUCUAACAAUUCCCUCUCAAGUUUGGCACCAGGUGCUUUCCAAAAAUUAAAAUACUUACAGGUUCUAAACCUAACUAGGAAUUUAAUCCAUUUUAUAGAAAACACGACUUUCAGUUUCCUCCCACACCUAAAAGAACUGGACUUGUCAUCCAACAGCAUAAUACGCUUGCCUGAGACUUUGGGAAACAGUACAGGGAAUAUAACGCUAUUAUCUGUGAAGCACAACAAACUUCAGAAAAUGGACAGAGUUCUGCUGGAGUCUCUUCCAAACCUGAAAGUGGUUCUCUUCAAAGAUAAUCCCUGGCAAUGUAACUGUAAUGUCUUUGGCCUAAAGCUUUGGCUGGAGAGCUUUCUCUACAGAGGAGGAAUAAGCGAUGGCAUUAUCUGCUCGACACCAGGGAUUCGGAAGGGCAAAGACCUCCUCAAAGUUCCCUACGAGCUCUUUGGGGCAUGCCCUCUUACAACAGCUCACGUGCAUCUGGCCAGCGUUCAUCACCAUAACUUUGAGCACAGAAGCUCUCUGAAGCACGCUCAUCACAGCGAACACGGGGAAAACAGCCGUCCAAACUGUGAACCUAAACCAAAGCCAAGGCCUGUUAGUUUGCGUCAUGCAAUUGCCACUGUAGUAAUAACCGGAGUUGUCUGUGGAAUCGUGUGUCUAAUGAUGUUGGCAGCUGCUGUUUAUGGUUGUGCCUAUGCUGCAAUUACUGCUAAAUACCACAGAGAACACUUGGCCCCAGCAAGACAGCAUGGGACUCCUGAGGAAAAAGAGCCAUUUGAUAGUUCCUUGGCUUGA